Molecule: messenger RNA, 1980 nt
Organism: Arvicola amphibius (Eurasian water vole)
Lineage: Eukaryota; Metazoa; Chordata; Mammalia; Rodentia; Cricetidae
Product: solute carrier family 5 member 4-like
Biological process (GO): transmembrane transport; sodium ion transport
Cellular component (GO): plasma membrane
Molecular function (GO): D-glucose:sodium symporter activity
Source: RefSeq, a predicted model, not a curated record
AUGGAUAGUACAAUAAGUCCUGCUCUAGCGACUCAGACCGAGGAGCAUCCUGCGAUGUCACAGCGCAUUCAGAAUGCUGCUGACAUCUCUGUCAUUGUCAUCUACUUCAUAGCCGUGUAGCUGUGGGGCUGUGGGCCAAUGGUGAAAAGCAACAGGGGCACUGUUGGAGGCUUCUUCCUUGGCCGAGAUGUGGCUUGGUGGCCGGUAAGUGCCUCUCUCUUUGCCAGCAACAUUGGCAGCAACCAUUUUGUGGGCCUGGCUGGAACGGGAGCAGCUUCGGGGAUUGCUACUGCAGCAGUGGAAUGGAACGCCCUGCUUAUGGUGCUAGUUCUCGGGUGGGUGUUUGUUCCCAUCUACAUCAAGGCUGGGGUGAUGACCAUGCCGGAAUACCUCAGGAAGCGGUUUGGUGGGCAGAGACUUCAGAUCAGCCUCUCGGUCCUCUCCCUCUUCAUCAUGGUGGCCAUCCAAAUCUCUUCAAGCAUAUUUUCUGGAGCCAUAUUCAUUCAAAUAGCUUUGGGAUUGGACCUUUACCUGGCGAUCUUCAUCCUCUUGGUUAUCACUGCUGUUUACACAGUUGCUGGGGGCUUGGCCUCCGUGAUUUACACAGAUACUAUCCAGGCUUUCAUCAUGCUGGUUGGCUCUUUAAUUCUCAUGGGGUUUGCAUUUACUGAAGUCGGAGGCUAUGAGAGCUUCACAGAGAAGUACAUGAACGCCAUCCCCUCUGUAGUCGAGGGGGACAACCUGACGAUCAGCCCCGAGUGCUACACUCCUCAGCCGGACUCCUUCCACAUCUUCCGAGAUCCUAUCACUGGAGACAUUCCAUGGCCGGGCCUGAUAUUUGGAAUGAGCAUUUUAGCUAUAUGGUACUGGUGUGCAGACCAGGUCAUUGUGCAGCGCUGCUUAUGUGGUAAGAACAUGUCCCAUGUGAAGGCUGCCUGCAUCCUCUGUGAUUACCUGAAGCUGCUGCCCAUGUUCCUCAUGGUGAUGCCAGGGAUGAUCAGCCGGAUUCUGUACACAGAUAAGGUGGCCUGCGUUGUACCUUCUGAGUGUGUGAAACAGUGUGGCACUGAAGUUGGCUGUACCAAUUACGCCUACCCUAUGCUGGUGCUGGAACUGAUGCCUAAUGGACUUCGAGGCCUGAUGCUGUCUGUUAUGUUGGCUUCUCUCAUGAGCUCCCUGACCUCCAUCUUCAACAGCGCCAGCACCCUCUUCACCAUGGACCUCUACACCAAGAUGAGGAAGAAGGCGUCGGAGAGAGAGCUCCUGAUAGCCGGACGGCUCUUUGCCAUUGUUCUGAUCGUCAUCAGCAUUCUGUGGGUCCCCUUGGUGCAGGCGUCACAAAACGGGCAGCUCUUCCACUAUAUGUCCUCAUUUUCCAGCUACAUUGGGCCUCCGAUUGGUGCUGUCUUUAUGCUCGCCAUAUUGUGUAAAAGAGUCAAUGAACAGGGUGCAUUCUGGGGCCUAAUGGUUGGAUUUGUGAUAGGCCUUAUUCGUAUGAUCGCAGAGUUUGCAUAUGGAACAGGGAGUUGCUUAGCUCCCAGUAACUGUCCAGAGAUUAUCUGUGGAGUGCACUAUAUGUAUUUUGCCAUCAUUGUGUUUUUUCUUACCAUACUAGUCAUCCUGGGAAUCUCCUUCCUAACGAAACCAAUUCCUGAUGUUCAUCUGUACCGCCUGUGCUGGAGCCUUUGGAACAACACAGAAGAGCGUAUUGACUUAGACGCAGAGGAGGAAAGUCACGAAGAAGUUGGUAGUGCUCUUGAAGAAGAUGAUCCUGAGCAACCCCGUGGAUGUCUCAAGAGGGCAUGUAGCUUAUUCUGUGGUUUGCAGAAUACAGGGCCCAAGCUGAGCAAAGAGGAGGAAGAAGCCCUGAGGAAAAAGUUUACUGACACCUCUGAGAAGCCCUUGUGGAGAAAUGUGGUGAAUGUCAAUGCCAUCGUCCUCCUGACUGUGACCGUUUUUGUCCAUGCCUAUUUUGCCUGA